Molecule: messenger RNA, 528 nt
Organism: Psilocybe cubensis
Lineage: Eukaryota; Fungi; Basidiomycota; Agaricomycetes; Agaricales; Agrocybaceae
Product: Protein PBDC1-like protein
Exons: 9
Coding region: 1-528 (175 amino acids)
Cellular component (GO): cytoplasm
Source: RefSeq, a predicted model, not a curated record
AUGGCUGGCAAAUUCGACCCUAACAAUGCCCAGAAUCUCAUGGAGAUCGAGAAACAAUUCGCUGUGAAAGCUGUCGAACAGGCUCAGACGUACUGGAACCUCCUCGAAAAAGUCAACCCUAAGGAUCUCAAGCUCACCAAAUACGAUGACGAGAUCUUCGACCAUCUGAUGGCUACGUUCCCCGAGCUCAACCAGGAGCCAUACGAAAAGCUCGUCAAGAUCGACGAAGACUGGAUGAAGAGCAAGGACGGGAAGAACCGCUGGCGUACUUUCAUCGAGAGCUACAAGGACAAAGUCAAAGACUACAACUUCGGCUCGCUCAUUCGCACCGACGCGCGCGACGAAUACGGCGAGUCCAACACCAUCUUCGUUACCCGGAUACAGUUCUACGCGUAUGAGAUCGCACGCAACCGCCUAGGCCUAAACGAAAAGGCGCACCAGAUCGCCAUCGAAGACGCCGCCAAGGAAAAGGCCAAGAAGGAGAAGGAGGCCAAGGCCGCUGCGAAGAAGAAGGGCGGCAAGUCAUAG